CAUCAUCUGGCUACCACGGGCUACCACCAGCAAUAGCCUGCUUUGGGAGGGCGUCAGUACGCGACACGACUUCGACACCCAAGAGGUUGCGAGUCUCGCCAGUGUCGUCAUCACUCGACUCCGACCCGUCAUCAAUAAGCUACCAACGCCCACGUCAUCACCUAAAGCUCUGCGUCCACCCUCUUCCUCUCCCCGACCGCCUUAGCUACAACGCCGCCCUCGCGCUCCUCAGCCAUGUACUAGGACGCGCCAGACGAACUGCGGGAUACGACACAGCUUCCCAUCUGGAUCGCGCAUCACAAUGGAGAGCUACGCCGGCAUCAUGGCGGAUGGCGGCACCGGCCAGAAGCUUACAUAUGCCACCAUCGUGGUAUCAGGCGUCGCGUCCCUGAUCGCCACACUGAUGUCUAUUGUCUCCAUCUUUCUUCAGGCGAAAAACUACCGAAAGCCUCUCCUGCAGAGAUAUGUCGUGCGAAUCCUUCUCAUGGUCCCCAUCUAUUCCAUAGCCUCCUGGACAAGCAUGAUCUCUCUAAAAGCCGCCGCAUUCCUCGACCCCAUACGCGACAUAUACGAGGCCUUCACCAUCUAUACCUUCUUCCAGUUACUCAUCAACUAUAUCGGCGGCGAGCGGGCCCUUAUUGUCAUGAUGCAUGGCCGAGCGCCAGUUCAACAUCUCUGGCCAAUGGAUCAUGUCUUAGCCAAGGUUGAUAUCUCAGAUCCGUACACCUUCCUGUCGAUCAAACGUGGCAUCCUGCAGUACGCCUGGCUGAAGCCGAUUCUUGCCUUGGCAGCUGUUAUCAUGAAGGCCACCGGAACGUACCAAGAAGGAUACAUUGGGCUUACCUCGGGCUACCUCUGGAGCGGCAUCAUCUAUAACCUCAGCGUCACUCUGAGCCUGUACUCACUUGGCCUCUUCUGGGUCUGCAUGCACCGCGACCUACAGCCCUUCAGGCCGGUCCCCAAGUUCUUGUGUGUCAAGCUCAUCAUCUUUGCAUCGUACUGGCAAGGAUUCUUCCUCUCCAUUCUUGUCUGGAUAGGCGCUAUUCCGGAUAACGUCCAGGGCUACACACCGGACAAUCUGGCUGCGGCCAUACAGGAUGCCUUGAUUUGCAUUGAGAUGCCCAUGUUUGCUGUUGCUCAUUGGUAUGCGUUCUCGUGGCAUGAUUUUGCAGAUGAUAGCAUUCUAUCUGCACGCAUGCAACUGAACCACGCUUUCCGUGACGCCUUUGGCGUCAGAGAUUUGAUCGAAGAUUCCAAACUCACAUUCCGUGGCGACAGCUACGGGUAUAGGGUGUUCGACUCCGGGGAUAAGGUCAUGGCUCACGAAGAUUCCCGGUCGAGACUGGCGAGACUUAAGGAGGGCAUGCGCUACGAACGUGGCGGUAAAGGAAAGUAUUGGAUUCCCAAGCCUGGAGAGAUCAACACGACGACUCCGCUCCUCUCAUCUAACGGAGAGGCGAGCUCGAAUCGACCUGACCAAAUGAAUGAAAACGCCCACGGCACCUUUGAGGAACCUCAGAUCCAUGCGGAUGAGGAUCGUCUGUAUGACAUGGCACGCCAGCUGGAAUAUGGAGAUUGGAAUUAUCCUGUCAUUACAGCCAGUGAACCAUUAAGAGAUCGAUACCGCUCUGCAAGAAGCUUUGGCUCCAGGUCUCCUUCUUAUACGCCACCCGCAAGGUCACCAGCAGUCGCUGGAUCGUCCACGCGCGCGCCCACUAGCAAAGGCAAACAAAAGAUUGCAGAACCCGAACCCCAGGCCGUGGUUCCAAUCAAGAAGAAGAAAAAGGCCAAGAAGGUUGUGAAACAUGAGGAGCCGGACCCAUCCAAGCUCGGGCUUGGAAAGGGCCCUCCACCGGAGGCCAGCCCAGCACCUGGCUAUGACGGAGUAGAGAGCCCUGUCAACGAAGAAGUUGGUGAGUGGGGAAGCAGCGCCCAGAGUCAACCUCAGCAGGAAGAAGAAGAUUACAUGUCGAGAUACCAGGUUACAGACAGUGAUGGGUUUGGGGAUGUCUGGGGGAGAGACGAGGGUUCUAGGUGAAGUGUGAACUUGUUUAUACCAGAUACCCUUCAGGCUACCGCGGAAGGGUGUCGCCUUGGGUGCAUAGCGAGGAGUUUAUGGUUGAUCUGCG
Messenger RNA from Ilyonectria robusta, 2129 nucleotides. RefSeq names its product organic solute transporter Ostalpha-domain-containing protein. Gene Ontology annotation, biological process: transport. The record is from RefSeq and is a predicted model, not a curated record. The transcript has 3 exons. Gene Ontology annotation, molecular function: transporter activity. The coding region runs from base 302 to 2038 and encodes 578 amino acids. Lineage: Eukaryota; Fungi; Ascomycota; Sordariomycetes; Hypocreales; Nectriaceae.